CCCCUAUUUAUAGCACUCGUCUUCCCCACUUUUCCCUCCUCCGCCUCCUCUCCCCUCCCCUCGUUUCUUCUCCUCCCUCAGGGUUCGGUUCUCCGGUGCAUGGCAGUGAGAUUGGUGUCGAAUGAGGUAUCAGACCUCUGCAUCGGGAAGCCGGCGGUGAGAUCGCUGCCGCCCUCCGCGGCUACCGUAGUCGACGUCCUCGCCGCCCUCAGGAGACGCGACGAGCCCCACCUUGCCGUUCUCGUCGUCGAUCGGACCGUGCCGGAGAAGAGGACCAUCUCCGGAAAGCUUUGCGUCGCCGACGUCAUAUGCUACCUCUGCUCCGACGGAAACCUUGAUUCCCCGGCCGUCGCGCUCGAGCGGCCUGUCUCCGCCCUCCUUCCCAAGGGCGGUGGCGGUCUUGUCCGCCGCGUCGAACCACAGUUCAGCAUAGUGGAAGCCCUAGAUCUGAUCCUGGACGGAGCGCAGAGCUUGGUGGUUCCCAUCCGCUCCGUCGGCAGGAAGAAGGUCGUCCACGGCGGCGCCGGAGGUGCGGUCGCCGAUUUCUGCUGGCUGACGCAUGAGGACUUCGUCCGCUACUUCCUCAACUCCAUCGCCCACUUCUCCCCCAUUCCUACCCUGUCCAUCGACGCCCUCGGUCUCGUACGCUCCGCCGACGCCCUCACGGUCUGCCACGACGGGCCCGGCCUCGCCCUCCUCCCCUUCAUCCGUCGAGCUCUCUCCGACCAGACCGCAGUCGCCGUGGUCACUGACGAUGGGCGACUGCUGGGUGAGAUCUCCCCCGCCUCUCUUUGUGCCUGCGACGAGACGGUCGCGGUGGCCGCUGGCAUCGCCACCCUCACCGUGGGCGACCUCAUGUCGUUCAUCGAUUACUAUGGCUCCCGGCCGGACUCCCUUGUCCGCUUCGUCAAAUCCAAGCUAAAGGAGAAAGGCUUGAAGGAGAUGCUAGAGCUGAUGGAAGACGAGUUAUCCUCGCUUUCCAACUCCCUCUCAGCCUCGUCAUCAUCGUCCUCCGAUGACGAGCUGGGGGGCAAGCAGCUGAGGAGGCUGAGGUCGAGGUGCCUCUCCAUGGGCAGAUGGGCUGAGGAGCCGGAGGUGUGCCACCCAGGGAGCUCGCUGGUGGCGGCGAUGGUGCAGGCUCUGGCGCACCGUGUGAGCUACCUGUGGGUGGUCGACGAGGACGACUACAGCCUCAUGGGGAUCGUAACGUUCGCCGACAUGCUGAGCGUGUUCAGGGAGCAGCUGCUAUGUGCUCCGUGAGGCCGGAGAUCGGAACCAAUCAUGCUUUCAGAGAAAGAGCCUGUAUUCUCCCAUGGUUUUGAAGAGCUGUUUGUCGAGAUUACGUUUGCAAUAAUUGAGAAAGAAAAAUCUCUGUUUUUGAGUGAAUAUGUUUACUGUAAAAUAUGUUUUCAAAGAUUCUUGUGUUUCGAGUUUGCCCCCAACAAAUUAGAUCUUUGAAA
Messenger RNA from Zingiber officinale, 1460 nucleotides. Its product is annotated as CBS domain-containing protein CBSX5-like. The transcript has 2 exons. Lineage: Eukaryota; Viridiplantae; Streptophyta; Magnoliopsida; Zingiberales; Zingiberaceae. Bases 100 to 1260 code for a protein of 386 amino acids. The record is from RefSeq and is a predicted model, not a curated record.